Molecule: messenger RNA, 6805 nt
Organism: Grammomys surdaster
Lineage: Eukaryota; Metazoa; Chordata; Mammalia; Rodentia; Muridae
Product: KIAA0232 ortholog
Exons: 9
Coding region: 432-4649 (1405 amino acids)
Source: RefSeq, a predicted model, not a curated record
AGGUAACGCAGUGGAGCGGCUGCCGCGCGCCGCCUCCCGCCCUCCGCCGCCUGGCGCUGGGGCCGCCGCCGCUUUACGUAAGGCGCAGGCCAGGGCCGCCCGGCGCUCGGCAGCCGCCUGCAGCCCUCGGAGCGCAAGGAGAGGCGCCCACCCGGUAGCCUUGGCAGGUACUGCCAGAGACUGACAUUGCUUCAAUGUGAAAUGAAAGUUGAAAAUCGCAUCUCCUUGUGUGUUGCUAUCAUGGUGUUGAUUCACUGGUCAUGCCUGAAGAGGGAAAUUGUGUUGUAGAGAGCUGACUGCUGCGCGGUCACUGCUUGUCCUCCAUGUCCAGCUCCUCUCCUUUCUGCUGGAGUGAAAUCCUCUCCGGAUACCAACAGAACGUCCACUGUAGAAAAUGCUUUGCAUUUUAAGGAUGUCAGCAACCUAAGUUCAUGCGCCCUGUCUGCACAGUUGUUGUGGAUGGUUUGCCAUCUGAGAGCACCUCAAGUUCUUAUCCAGGCCCUGUGUCUGUUUCUGACAUGUCGCUGCUUCAUGCAUUGGGCCCAGUGCAAACCUGGCUGGGACAAGAGCUGGAGAAAUGUGGCAUUGAUGCCAUGAUUUAUUCUAGGUAUAUCCUCAGUCUUCUGCUGCAUGACAGCUAUGACUACGACCUGCAGGAACAGGAGAAUGACAUCUUGGGCUGGGAGAAAGGAGCUUAUAAGAAAUGGGGAAGGAGUAAGAAGAAGUGUUCCGAUCUAACACUAGAGGAGAUGAAAAAGCAGGCUGCUGUCCAGUGUCUGCGCUCUGCUUCUGAUGAAAGCUCUGGGAUCGAGACUUUAGUAGAGGAGCUCUGCUGCAGACUGAAAGACCUACAGAGCGAGCAAGAAGAGAAGAUUCACAAAAAGUUAGAGGGUUCUCCUUCUCCAGAGGCAGAAUUGUCCCCUACAGCAAAGGAUCAAGUGGAAAUGUACUAUGAAGCAUUUCCACCACUUUCUGAGAAACCUGUUUGCCUGCAAGAGAUCAUGACCGUGUGGAACAAGUCCAAACCCUGUUCUUACUCUAGCUCCUCUUCAUCAUCCACAGCCCCACCAGCAAGCACAGAUACAUCUUCUCCAAAGGACUGCAAUAGUGAGAGUGAAGCCAUCAGAGAAAGAAGCAGUGCCGCCUCAAUCCCCAAGCAUGAGAAAGCCCAAAGCAGGAGCAGACACGAGGAGAACAAGUUGAGCAACAGCACCAUUGAAGAAAAGCCUGCCUUGUACAAAAAGCAGAUCCGACACAAACCUGAAGGGAAGAUUCGCCCUCGCUCAUGGUCAUCCGGCUCUAGUGAAGCAGGCUCAAGUUCAAGUGGUAAUCAGGGAGAAUUAAAAGCAUCCAUGAAGUAUGUUAAGGUCAGACACAAGGCACGAGAAAUUCGAAACAAAAAGGGGCGGAAUGGGCAAAGCAGGCAGUCCCUGAAGCAUUGUGGGAAGUCAGAGAGAGGAGUCCAUGCAGGCAGCGGAGGCAGCAGCAGCAGCAGCAGCAGCAGCAGCAGCAGCAAUGGGUCCAUCAGGCAGCUGUGCAAGCGGGGUAAAAGACCAGCAAAGGAGACAGGAAGGAGUGACUCUGGGAACACUGCAGUGAAAGACCUGUAUGUGGAGAGCAGAAACAACAAAGAGUACAAGGAAGAGCCACUGUGGUACACAGAGCCCAUUGCUGAGUAUUUUGUUCCUUUGAGUAGAAAAAGCAAACUAGAAACCACAUACCGAAACAGGGAAGAUACAAGUGCUCUGACAGCAGAGGCCGUGGAAGACUUGUCUGACUCUGUGCGUGGUCUGUGUAUCAACAACAGUAAUAUCCAUAGAACAUACCUCGCAGCAGGUACUUUCAUUGAUGGUCAUUUUGUAGAAAUGCCUGCAGUUAUAAACGAGGAUAUUGACCUCGCUGGGACCUCAUUAUGUUCUCUACCAGAGGACAAUAAAUAUCUGGAUGAUAUUCAUCUAUCAGAACUAACACACUUCUAUGAAGUGGAUAUUGAUCAAUCCAUGUUGGAUCCUGGUGCCUCAGAAACAAUGCAAGGAGAAAGUCGGAUUUUGAAUAUGAUUCGACAAAAAAGCAAGGAGAAUACAGAUUUUGAGGCAGAAUGUUGCAUAGUGUUAGAUGGUAUGGAGUUGCAAGGGGAACGUGCAAUAUGGACAGAUUCUACCAGCUCUGUGGGUGCUGAGGGCUUCUUCUUGCAAGACCUUGGCAAUCUGGCUCAGUUUUGGGAGUGUUGUUCAUCUAGUUCUGGUGAUGCUGAUGGAGAGAGUUUUGGAGGAGACUCUCCAGUUAGACUCUCUCCUAUCUUGGACAGCACGAUACUCAGUUCACACAUGCUUGCUGGCAAUCAAGAACCCUUUUCCAAUAUUAAUGAAGGAUCUGGUAUAAACUCUUGUUUUUCAGUAUUUGAAGUGCAAUGCAGUAAUUCUGUUUUACCGUUUUCUUUUGAAACCCUCAACUUGGGAAGUGAACAUACAGAUUCUAGUACUAAUAUGCUGGGGAAAACACAGUCUAGAUUGCUAAUAUGGACCAAAAAUAGUGCCUUUGAAGAAAAUGAACACUGUUCUAAUCUUUCAACAAGAACUUGUAGUCCGUGGUCCCAUUCAGAAGAAGCACGCUCGGACAACGAGACGCUAAACAUUCAGUUUGAAGAGUCAACACAGUUUACUGCGGACGAUAUUAAUUAUGUGGUUCCCAGAGUCUCGUCAGAUUUUGUAGAUGAAGAACUUCUAGAUUUUUUGCAGGAUGAAACUCGCCAGCAAAACAGUAGAACUUUAGGAGAAAUUCCUACAUUAGUUUUCAAAAAAAGAUCUAAGCUAGAAUCUGUAUGUGGUAUUCAGCUAGAACAAAAGGCAGAAAGCAAGAACUUUGAAACUACACAAGCAUGUAGUGAAAGCAGUCCACAUGGAGAUGGCUACAGCUCAGGGGUUAUUAAAGACAUUUGGACAAAGAUGGUAGAUAGGAGUUCUGUGGCUGCAGUAGAAACAGAGAGAACUGGGGAGGAGUUGUUUUCCACAGAUGUAAAUAACUACUGCUGCUGUUUGGACACUGAGGCUAAGAUGGAAGCCCUUCAAGAGCCUAGUAGGGCUGUGCAGAGAUCAGAGUAUCAUCUCUGGGAGGGACAAAAGGAGAACGUGGAGAAAAGAGCUUUUGUUUCUAGGGAGCUGUCCAAGGUAGAUGGUGGUGAUUAUACUACACCUUCUAAACCUUGGGAUGUGGCCCAAGAUAAAGAGAACACAUUCAUUCUUGGAGGAGUUUAUGGAGAGCUCAAAACAUUCAACAGUGAUGGGGAGUGGGCAGUUGUACCACCUGGUCACACAAAAGGGAGCUUGCUACAGUGUGCAGCCUCUGAUGUGGUGACGAUCGCUGGUACAGAUGUCUUUAUGACCCCUGGUAACAGCUUUGCUCCUGGUCACAGGCAGCUCUGGAAGCCCUUCGUGUCAUUUGAACAGAAUGACAUGCCGAAGAGCGGGGAAAAUGGAUUAAACAAGGGGUUUUCUUUUAUCUUCCAUGAAGACUUGCUAGGAGCCUGCAGUAACUUUCAAGUUGAAGAUCCUGGGCUUGAAUACUCAUUCUCUUCCUUUGACCUAAGCAACCCCUUCUCACAAGUUCUCCACGUAGAGUGCUCAUUUGAACCAGAAGGAAUUGCAUCUUUUAGCCCCAGUUUCAAGCCGAAAUCAAUCCUCUGCUCUGAUUCAGACAGUGAGGUUUUUCACCCCAGAAUAUGUGGUGUCGACAGGACACAGUACAGGGCUAUUCGAAUCUCUCCCCGGACUCACUUUCGCCCAAUUUCUGCAUCUGAGCUAUCCCCUGGAGGAGGAAGUGAGUCAGAAUUCGAAUCUGAAAAAGAUGAAGCAAAUAUUCCCAUUCCUUCUCAAGUUGAUGUAUUUGAAGACCCACAAGCAGAUCUCAAGCCUUUAGAAGAAGAUGCAGAGAAAGAAGGUCACUACUAUGGAAAGUUAGAGCUGGAGUCUGGGAAGUUCCUGCCCAGGUUAAAAAAAUCUGGAAUGGAGAAAAGUGCUCAGACAUCACUGGAUUCCCAGGAGGAGGCAGCUGGGAUUCUGCCAGUAGGAAAACAGAGUCAGUGUUUAGAAUGUAACUUUAAUGAAUCUCUGGAAAUAAAUUUAGAAAGCUCAGCAGCAAACUGUAAGAUAAUGACACAAUGUGAAGAGGAAAUGAAUGAUUUUUGCAGUUGCAAAGCAGGUUGUCAGUUCCCUGCUUGUGAAGAUAAUCCAGUUUCUUCAGGACAACUGGAAGAGUUUCCUGUACUGAACACUGAUGUGCAAGAAAUAACAAGAAAUCAAGAAAAGCAGAGCUGGUGGGAAAAAGCUUUGUACUCUCCCCUCUUCCCCACAACAGAGUGUGAAGAAUGUUAUACAAAUGCCAAGGGAGAGAAUGGUAUAGAAGAAUAUCCAGAUGCUAAAGAGACACCCAGUCGUGAAGAGCGUCUGUUAGAUUUUAAUAGGGUGUCUUCUGUUUAUGAAGCAAGAUGCACAGGAGAGAGAGGUUCUGAGACAAAACCAAAUGGCCUCCACAGGAAGCUGUGUUCCAGCACCAGCUCUGACACGGGCGACACGGGUGACACAGGCUCCGAAGCCGGCGGAGAGUGGGUGGGCCCCAGCCAAGAGGAGCUCUUCUCCCGAACACAUCUCUGACCCUGCAGAGUAGUACCAGUCACUGAAAAUGCUGUGAUGGGAAAUUGCCUUCUGUGAGGCCUGUUAGUCUAAAACAGCAACUUAGGUUUCUUCUUCAAUUAACUGAUCCACAUCAGUGAUUACCUUUCUCUUCUUGCUUAUUUUAGCGUUGAGGACGGCUGUCCUGUUGAAGAUUUGUUUCCAAGCUGUUAAGUUCUUGCUCUCUGAAGUAGACUAGACUGUGCUGUCCAUGAGGAAUGGGUGUGCAUGUGCUUGUCCUAGUGCGUCCCGCUUCUGCAUCGCAGCUGCAGGCCUCCCUCUGGCGGCUGUGUCGCCAUCACCUUGUCAGUACUGUGGCGACAGCCGCCACCGUCCAGAGACUCUAGGUCUGUUCUCUGAGCCAGGACAUCAGUCCUCCCCUGCAGUGGGUCAGGGCCUUGCUGAAGAAGGAGGGAAGCAUGGUGACUCAUCUGCAGGCUCACUCAGAAGAUCAUGGACGUUGCUGUAGGAACACAAGGGUGUGCUUUAGAGACUUACAGAAUACUGUGCUUUCUCUUAGGAUUCCCCUUAAGUACCAUGGAAGUUACUGUGGCUUGUGACCUUCUUGCUAGCUGAAGAAGCCAAGGAUUUGAGGCAUGGGGUAGUGGAUGGUGAGUUCUGCUGCUGCAGUGUGUCCAUAGCCAGCACAGUGGGGUUCUCUGAGCUGCCUCUCCAGUGCAUAGUUGAGGACCUUACUUGCAAAUUAUUAUCUGGUGACUACACUGAACUAAAGUCUCCAAGUGAACUUAAAAACAUUUGACAUGCAGUGAGGCUACCUCUUACCCCAAAGAAGUCUUUGGCUGCUACAGCUAGCUGCUCUUGUGGCUGUGAUGUAGUAUAGCUUGUAUCUCAUUUUGUGUUUGAGAGGAUGUUCUGGGCAAGUUCUGCUUGCGGUGGGCUGGGGUGGGUAGAGGAAUUUCCCACAUACCUGUGUGAUGGCUGUUCUGAUCAUUGCCUCAUGUGACUUGGUGAAGCAGGGAGGCAGCAGGCCUCACACAGCUGCAUCUAAGCGUGCUGAUCACCGUGGAUCUCUCUCACAGCACUGCCAAGGUGCUAGUAGGGCCAAUUGUGCAAAACCUAAACAUCCAAAACUUUUCUCUUUUAACCAACUUGUUUUUAAAACACCUUGUCUGUGACAUGAAUUCAGCAUGUCCAGAACAUCAGCAGUGGCUUAGAGGUCUGAAGUAGUUGAACUGGCCUCACCAGUAAGUGGGGUAGCACUGGACAUGCACGUGGCUUCUUAGCUGAGAGUGGAGCUGCCCCUCAGGCCUUGCUGGUAGUACUUGAGUUUGUUGCCUGUUUCUCAGGAACACAGGAAACACCAUGGAGACUGUGCAGGCACUGUAGUUCUGUGCGUCCUCAUUAGGGGAGCCUGGCUUGCUGGCUGGGGCAUCUUGCCACCUUAGGGUUUGUUUUCAUACAGCACAUCUUCUGACACUUUACAGUGGCUUGUGUGUGCGUGUGUGCAUGUGGAAGGUUUCAUGUUGCUCUUAUUUAUUUACAGGUAUCAGAUAAGUUUUAUGUAUUUUUUUUCUUCUGGAGCUUCCUAAAGUUUGAUUAACAUCUGCACUGAAAUAUAACCUAUCAUCAAAGGCAAAAAGGAUUGGAAGUUGUAAAUUCCUAAAAUCAAUGCCAUCACGAUUACCCUAGAAAUUGUUGCUAUGACCAAAUGGAUUUCAUACUCAGCCAUGAGCUUGGGUGACCUGGACAGCCAAUGUUCAUCAGGAAAAGGCUCCAGGUGCAAAGACACCUACCUCCUCAGCUGUGGGGAGAGGCCCCCCAAAGGGGAUAUGGUGGGUCAUCAAAGACGAAGGAAUAACUAGAGUCUGUAUUUGGUUUCUUUUUGUAGUUAAGUGGCUAAAGCUCAGAGGCUUUGGCACAGAAUUAAAGUGUGGUUUUAGUUUCGUGAAGGGAUGAUCACAAAAAAGCAUUAAAAAAAAGUUGGCAAACGCUGAAACGCACUGUGGUAUGAAGCGCGUUGCAUAUCCGUAGCACUGAAGUAUCAGCUCCAUUCCUGGGCUGAUUUUUUUUCCCCGUGGUUGUAUUGUUCUGAUUUCACGUACACCAGAGUAACUGAUUUUUUUUUGUUUUGUUUUGUUUUCUUGUGGAGUUAACACCAAAUAAAAAUUUCAAAAAUG